GAGGAGUUCCCCAAAACUUGUCCCAACUCCGGGCUAGUGCGGAGGGCAGGAGCGGAGCAGCAGAGCUGCCUGGGCGAUGCGAGAGCGGGCAGGACAGUGAACCCCUCUCCGUCUUCGGGCUGCAAGCGCGCGGGACAGAGGCCAAGACAGGAGCGGAUAAAGGCAAGACCCAGUGCGGCGGGAACCACAGAGGACUUCCUAGGGCGACAGGAGCAGCACCGAGAGCCAGGGCGACCUCCUGACGGAGCCACCACUAGUCCCAGGUGGCCCUGACCGCACGCCGCGUCCGCGCCGCUCCCCGCAGGCGACAGGAGACGCCCCCUGUGCAGCACGAGCGCCGCAGCCCGGUCGCUCUCCCCAUCGAGGGACAAACUUUUCCCAAAUCCUAUCUAAGCCCUCGGACCAAACUUGUCGCGCGUCGUCUUCCCCUGGAGCCGUCCGCGCGGAGUGUGCACUUCUCAGGCGAGAUGUCCGAGCGCAAAGAAGGCAGAGGCAAGGGAAAGGGCAAGAAGAAGGACCGAGGCUCCGGCAAGAAGCCCCCGUCCGCGCCCGCGUCCGGCGGCCAGAGCCCAGCCUUGCCUCUCCGAUUGAAAGAGAUGAAAAGCCAGGAGUCGGCAGCAGGCUCCAAACUAGUGCUUCGGUGUGAGACCAUUUCCGAAUAUUCCUCUCUCAGAUUCAAAUGGUUCAAGAAUGGGAAUGAAUUAAACCGAAAGAACAAACCACAAAACAUCAAGAUACAAAAAAGGCCAGGGAAGUCAGAACUUCGCAUUAACAAAGCAUCACUGGCUGAUUCUGGAGAAUAUAUGUGCCAAGUGAUCAGCAAGUUAGGAAAUGACAGUGCCUCUGCCAAUAUCACCAUUGUGGAUUCAAAUGAGAUCAUCACUGGCAUGCCAGCCUCAACUGAAAGAGCGUAUGUGUCUUCAGAGUCUCCCAUUAGAAUAUCAGUAACAACCGAAGGAGCAAAUACUUCUUCAUCUACAUCGACAUCUACAACCGGGACAAGCCAUCUUGUAAAAUGUGCAGAGAAGGAGAAAACUUUCUGUGUGAAUGGAGGCGAGUGCUUCAUGGUGAAAGACCUUUCCAACCCCUCAAGAUACUUGUGCAAGUGCCCAAAUGAGUUUACUGGUGAUCGCUGCCAAAACUACGUAAUGGCCAGCUUCUACAAGCAUCUUGGGAUUGAAUUUAUGGAAGCGGAGGAGCUCUACCAGAAGAGAGUGCUGACCAUCACUGGCAUCUGCAUCGCCCUGCUAGUGGUUGGCAUCAUGUGUGUGGUGGCCUACUGCAAAACCAAGAAGCAGCGGAAAAAGCUUCACGACCGGCUCCGGCAGAGUCUUCGGUCUGAGCGGAACAACAUGGUGAACAUAGCGAACGGGCCUCACCACCCUAAUCCACCCACCGAGAACGUUCAGCUGGUGAAUCAAUAUGUGUCUAAAAACAUCAUCUCCAGUGAGCAUAUUGUUGAGCGAGAAGUGGAGACGUCUUUUUCCACCAGUCACUACACCUCGACAGCUCAUCACUCCACCACUGUCACACAGACUCCUAGUCACAGCUGGAGCAAUGGACACACCGAAAGCAUCAUUUCAGAAAGCCACUCUGUAAUCAUGAUGUCAUCCGUAGAAAACAGUAGGCACAGCAGCCCAACUGGGGGCCAAAGAGGACGUCUUAAUGGCAUAGGAGGCCCUCGUGAAUGUAACAGCUUCCUCAGGCAUGCCAGAGAAACCCCUGACUCCUACCGAGACUCUCCUCAUAGUGAAAGGUAUGUGUCAGCCAUGACCACCCCGGCUCGUAUGUCACCUGUAGAUUUCCACACGCCAAGCUCCCCCAAAUCGCCCCCUUCGGAAAUGUCUCCACCUGUGUCCAGCACGACGGCAUCCGUGCCCUCCAUGGCAGUCAGCCCUUUUGUGGAAGAAGAGAGACCUCUGCUUCUGGUGACACCGCCCAGGCUGCGGGAGAAGUGUGACCACCACCCUCAGCAAUUCAACUCCUUCCACCACAACCCCGCGCAUGAGAGCAACAGCCUGCCCCCGAGCCCCUUGAGGAUAGUGGAGGAUGAGGAGUAUGAAACGACCCAGGAGUACGAGCCAGCUCAAGAACCUGUUAAGAAACUCACCAACAGCCGGCGGGCCAAAAGAACCAAGCCCAAUGGCCACAUUGCCAACAGGUUGGAAAUGGACAGCAACACAAGCGCUGAGAGCAGUAACUCAGAGAGUGAAACAGAAGAUGAGAGAGUAGGUGAAGCGACACCUUUCCUGGGCAUACAGAACCCCCUGGGAGCCAGUCUUGAGGCAGCACCUGCCUUCCGCCUGGCCGAGAGCAGGACUAACCCAGCAGGCCGCUUCUCUACACAGGAAGAUUUGCAGGCCAGGCUGUCUAGUGUAAUCGCUAACCAAGACCCUAUCGCUGUAUAAAACCUAAAUAAACACAUAGAUUCACCUGUAAAACUUUAUUUUAUAUAAUA
Molecule: messenger RNA, 2458 nt
Organism: Pteronotus mesoamericanus
Lineage: Eukaryota; Metazoa; Chordata; Mammalia; Chiroptera; Mormoopidae
Gene: NRG1
Product: neuregulin 1
Exons: 13
Coding region: 468-2408 (646 amino acids)
Biological process (GO): activation of transmembrane receptor protein tyrosine kinase activity; animal organ development; cell differentiation
Molecular function (GO): chemorepellent activity; protein tyrosine kinase activator activity
Source: RefSeq, a predicted model, not a curated record